CAGACUCAUAAUGUCAAUUACCCUGUUCACGUUAUUGGUUCUUUGUGCUGGUCCAACUUUGGGGCUACUUGUACCCCAGCACCUAUGCGAUGGGCACUUCAGCUAUUUCUACAAACAAGAGGAACAGACCUAUAUAGGCAUUUUUACGGCUCCCACCUUUUCAAUUGUAAGUUCGAAUGCAGUGCUUAACUGGAGGGCGACAUUCGAAAUCGAAGGAAAGCGCGACUUGUUUGUGGGCCCAAUGAAAACGUAUCCCAACGAGAAUGAUGCCGCCACGAAAAUUGGCAGGGGAAUGCCGGCUGAGACUUUUGUGGAGUUCGUGAAUAUUACCACCGCGCUGCCCAAGCUUAUCUCUUUUUAUAUCAACAACAUGUUAGUGUGCUCCAGCGCAGAAUACCAAUACCCCAAGACCAGAGUUACUGUAAGGCAUCACAUGACCCUUUCCGUGAAAAAUAAACGCCCUAGCCCAAAGUUUCAAAAUUCCGGCGGCUAUUGAAUAUAUAUGUAUGUUUGUGCAAAAACAUUUCAUAGUAAUGUGUAAGUGG
Molecule: messenger RNA, 545 nt
Organism: Drosophila santomea
Lineage: Eukaryota; Metazoa; Arthropoda; Insecta; Diptera; Drosophilidae
Source: RefSeq, a predicted model, not a curated record